This is a messenger RNA of Leucoraja erinaceus (little skate), 9841 nucleotides long. Its product is annotated as monocarboxylate transporter 5-like. NCBI's taxonomy places the organism in Eukaryota, Metazoa, Chordata, Chondrichthyes, Rajiformes, Rajidae. Gene Ontology annotation, biological process: transmembrane transport; monocarboxylic acid transport. The transcript has 8 exons. Gene Ontology annotation, molecular function: monocarboxylic acid transmembrane transporter activity. The record is from RefSeq and is a predicted model, not a curated record. The coding region runs from base 1047 to 2909 and encodes 620 amino acids.
GUAUUUAGUGGCAGUUCCUAAAUAUAUAUUUUUGAGAAAUAUCUUUAUUUAGUCCCUAUGGUUUUGUUUUUUUGCAUUAAUUUAAAAGAAGAGGGGAUCUGAAGGAGAUCUUUAUCGCUCAAGGUGAGUACCUGGAACUGCUGGUGAAUGUGGUGGAAGCUGCUGAUUGAGAUGCUGUCAGCGUUUAAGAAGGGUCUCGACCCAAAACGUCACCCAUUCCUUCCAUCCAGAGAUGCUGCCUGUCUCGCUGAGUUACUCCAGCAUUUUGUGUCCAUCUUCAAAAUUUAAGACAUGUUAGACACACAAUUUAAAUUGCCCAGGUAUAGAAGUUUGUGGGCCAAGUGAUGGAAGGUGGGAUCAAUACAGGUGGGUGUCCACUGGUUAGCAUGGUGAUGAGGGUCAAAUGGCCUGUUUUCGUGCUAUGCGACUUCAUGACUGUUUCACUCUCCGGGUAAUUUGAGCAUUCACUAACUUUAUUGCAGAGACCUUUCUAGGAAUUGCAGACGUUGGUUUACGCAAAAGGAUACAAAGUGCUGGAGUAAUUGAGCAGGUCAGGCAUCAUCUCUGGAGAACAUGGAUGGGUGACGUUUCGGGUCAAGAUACUUCUUCAGACUUCAGAGACCCUUCUUCGGACUUCAGAGUCUGAAGAAGUGUGUCUACCCGAAACAUCACCUAUUCAUGUUCCCCAUAGAAACUGCCUGACCUACUGAGUCACUCCAUUCUUUUUUUGUCUAUCUUUGGCAUAAACCAGUAUCUGCAGUUCUUAGUUUCUACUUCUCUCGAGAUUCUGCCUGACCUGCUGAGUUACUCCAGCACUCUGUCUUCUCUAACUAUAUUGCCCAUUCAUAUAAUCAUAUGUGAUGUUUCUCCCAGUCUCUUCCCACGGGUGAGUUUGGGAGUCAUUUUUAUUCGCUCUGACUUCCAAAGUGAGCCUUGUCCCGCAACGCUCUGGUGCUCAGCAAAGCCAGAUAGUUUGAAUUGAACUUGUCAACCCCGGCCGCUAGGGGUAGGUUGUGUCCGUGUGACUUGGUAAAAGGCAGCACGCAAUGCUUGGAGACAACCCAGAGAGGGAGAGGCGGGAGGUGCACGGGAUUAGAGAGGCAGUGGAAACGGCGACCCCGGGAGGUAACCGAAACAAAAUCAAAGCAAGAAACCUUACCAUGUCGAGACCAAACGGAGCCCAAAGUCGGAAACUGGUGGAUCCCCCGGAAGGUGGCUGGGGAUGGAUAAUCGUCUUCUAUCUCUUUAUGAUAAAUGUGCUGGUCAUGGGAAUACUGAAAUCAUUUGGAUUCUUAUCUAUAGCACUACAGGAAACAUUUGAUGCAUCUAUGGAACAGAUCAGCUGGAUUGGAUCUAUUAUGUCAUGCGUCCGAUUAACAGCAGGUCCAUUUGCUGCUAUAUUCUGUGCAAAGAUUGGUGAGAAGCAGACCGGAAUUUUGGGAGGAGUCAUGGUCUCCAUUGGAUUGUUCUUAAGCUGGUACUCUGAACAAGUUUCCUAUCUGUACUUCAGCCUUGGCUUGUUGGCAGGAGCGGGAUUUGCUUUCGUGUCCCAGGCUGCGGCUCUUAACACGACCAGAUACUUCCGUCGAAAGCUCACCACCGCCUGUGCCAUUUCCCGCUCGGGUACAGGGCUAACCUUUGCCAUCGCUCCAUUCCUUCAGUACCUUCUCAAUGAAUAUGGCUCGCAAGGGGCAAUUCUCAUCCUGUGCGGAUUAACGCUGCACCUGAUACCACUCGGCAUGUUGAACCGUCCAAUUUAUUUGAAGCAAGAUGCGGCCGAGGGCCGUGACUGGAGGCAAGGUCAGCAGAAGAAGCCAGGCCUCCUUGAAGAGAAAAAGGACAAGGUCACUGCAGGAGGGUCACAGUUUCCAACCGGUCACAACAGCAAGUCUGUGACGGUUCCCGCUCUGCCCACUUGGAAUGGACUGGAGGAACCUAACGCUCUAUUGUGCAACGGGAAACAGGCUGAUGAGCAAAACCAUUCCACUCCCAAAGACUUGUCUGUCUUGGAGCCCAGGGAGUCCUUCUUGCCUCAGGAGCCUGCUUCAUUAAGACAGUUGCAAUCCACUCCCCAGCCAAGUUGCAAAGUGAUAAACGGAAGUUCAAAUCAAUUGCUGGCCACAGUCAGCCUGCCAACUGAUACAGGACACAAAGGCUUCUGCAAAGAACUGGGCGACCAACUGAUGUCCAUUUUUGGCGAAGUGAAAAACCUCAUUGAUUUGACUCUGCUCACCAACCCAAUGUUUAUUAUUUACACUUUAUGCACCUUCUUCAGUCAAUUGGCCUACUUCAUACCUUAUUUUCAUCUAGUUGGAAAGGCCAAGGCAUUGGGCAUUGAGCCAUUCCAAGCCACCUUACUAAUUUCUAUUGCUGGAGUCGUUGAGAUUGUGGCUCAGCUCAUCUCUGGCUAUAUCGCUGACCGCAACUUCAUCAAGAAGUAUCAUUACCAUAAAAUCUACCUUCUGUUUUGUGGAGCUAUCAAUCUUCUGGCACCCCUAGCAAAAACUUUCCCCACACUCAUGGUGUACAUAGUGUUCUUUGCCAUGUUCUGUGGGGGUUAUCUGACCUUGUUGCUGCCUGUCCUGGUUGAUUUCAUUGGAAAUCAUAAGAUACAGAAGGGAAUGGGUCUCUCCCAGUUCUUUGUGGGAAUUGGCUGUUUGAUAGGUCCACCAGCAGCAGGUGCUCUUCACGACUUCACCAAAAAUUACGACGCCUCGUUCCAGUUGGCUGGCUCUUGUUACUUCGCCUCAUUCGUGAUCUUGUUCUUUGUACCACUGGCUGAGCGCAAGGUGUCGAGGGAGGCCGACGAAAGAACCAAGGACGACUCCAGCGACUCCAGCAAGGAGAACGUUCUCCCUCCCUGUCCCUCCACGAAGAAGGAGUACUUGCAGCUGGAGAGCAUGGUGUGAGGGAGGACUCCCUACCAGCAGUACUUUACUGGACAUGAGCCCCAGUCCCAGUACCUUGAUCUUGCCACCAGUAACAUCUCCAAUUGUACAGCCCUUUGGAUGGUAACCACAUGAAGGGAACAUUGGUGACUAAGAGGUGGAUUAACGCCAGAUGUUUCAAGGAGGAGCUGGAUAUUUAUUGAAUUUUAUGGGCUGAAUAACCUACACCAACUCAGACCAAUCAAAGUCGGGGAGGAAAAAGAAACAGCACUUUAUUUGAAAAUUCCUUUUGAUCACUGAAGACUACACAAAUCCCUACCAAACGAUGAUCAUUCUGAUAUUUUUGUUUUAUCGAUUUUAAAUGACUUUGUUUUGCACCACACUACCCAGGUACUGAUGGAAACGUCAGCAUCAGUGGUGUUGGGGAGUUAUAAAGCAUGGACAGACAGCAGCCAGAGUAUUCCCAGUGACGAAAUAUUGGUUCAGAAUGAAUUGCACAGGUGCUAUUCAGCACAUUUAGGAUAAGACUGAAGGAGUUUUGUUUCACCAAUACGUUCAGACGGGAAUAUCAAGUGAGCUCUUUUAAAUGAUGCCUUAAAGAAACUGAGGGGAAAUGCGUAUUAGAUAAGGACAAACAAAAGAUUGUAAAAGCACUGAGUGGAACAAAGCAAGUCCGAGUAACGUGCCUCGAUUUACACUCCAACCCUGGCUUUGUUAGGGUGAAAAUAUCAAUUGUAUGCAUCCCUUUUAUUCUCUCUCAGCAUAGUGCCUUGAGUCAUUUUUUUCCUGCAUUUAAGGUGCUGUAUAAAAUAUAAAUUGUUGGGCACCUCUCAGGAGAAAAUCAAUAUCAAAGUGCUAGAGUAACUCAUUGGGUCAGGCUGUAUCUUUGGAGAAAAAGGAUGGAUGACAUUUCGGAUUGGAACCCUUUUUCAGUUCUGACCUGAAAAUUCACCCAUUGUUUUUCUCCAGAGAUGCUGCCUGACCUGCUGAGUUACUCCAGCUCUUUAUGCCUAUCUUCAGUAUAAAUCAGCAUCUGCAGUUCCUUUUUACAUGUAGAAAACCAGCUUGGUACCUUCUGGGAGUACUAUUCAGUUGGCGUUGCUGUCUUUGGAUGUGAUGUUAUACCUUCGAUAUUAUCUAACCUGCUGAAUUCCUCCAGCUCUUAGUGUUUUGCUCAAUGUUUCAACAUCUGCAGUUUGUUGUGCCUCUAUUAUGGAGUAAUUGUUGUGUUCCACGAGAGACCAGACAGGAUAUCAAUGUCAUACCUUUAUCUGAAAGACAGCACUCUCUGAAAUGCCGCACUCCCUCAGCAUCAGGCCAGGUUUUGUAUUCCAUUCUUCAGAAUAAAGUUCGAACCCAGGACCCGAUGAGAAGGUGAACAACUCUGCAACAGCUGGCAAUAAACAGGCAAAUGGAAGUAAGAUUGGAGAAAAGGACUAACACUGACCUAUACAAACAAAAUGUGCCUAUCCCAGUUCUAUCUCAUUAAUCAGUCUGAUGGCACAAUGGUGCAUGUGCCGCUGCCUCACAAUGCCAGAAACCCGGGUUCAAUCUGACCUCGGGUGCUGUCUGUGUGGAGUUGGCACGUUCUCCCUGUGACUAGGUGGGUGUCCUCCAGGAGCUUCUGUUUCCUCCCUCAUCCCAAAGACAUACUGGCUUGUAGUUUAAUUGGCCGCUGUGAAUUGCCCCUAGUGUGUAGGGAAUGGGUGCGAAUGUGGGAUAACAGAACGAGUGUGUACGGGUGACCCAUGGUCAGCGUCGACUCAGUGGACCAAAGGGCCUGUUUUCAUGCUGUACCUUUUCAAUCAGUCAUUCUAGUUAAUAACUGAAUGUUUGCGACAAGCUUGAUGUUGCAGUGUCUGGGCUGUUUGAAAAUGUUCUACCGCGGAGUACUGAUUGCUGACGGCAACAGGCCUACUGAGGUCAAAACUGGCUGUGAAAGUUUUACCAUCACAGUUUAGUGAAAAUUUAUUCACAAAAUUAUUUUAAGCCGAACAGUGCCCAACUUGUGAUCGUGAAAUGAAUCUGGAAAGUGAUAAUGAUUGCUACUUUUAUUUCCAGUUAAAGAGACAGGGGUUACAAGGGCACUCUCAUUACCACCAAAAGCUGAUGCAAAAUCUUUUGUGAAACGAUCAGGUUAUGUCUUUGAUUUGGAAGUUAAUAUCAGGCCAAUGCCACAUCUAUUUGAAUUGUCACUGGCUUGGUAUAUUUGCCUGUCUCUUCGGGAUUGCUAACAGCAAAAAUCUGUCGUUCCUGCUGGAAUGAAAUCUAAUUAAGAAUUAAAGGAAUUGAAAUUAAAUAAAAAGCCUCAGAUGACUGCUGUGACACUGAGGACAUUAUCGCCUUCUAAUGAGCUGGUCUCCCACAGAACAGGAUUUAAUAGCAACUUCCUCAUUAAAUUUGCAAAGAUCCACAAGUAAUUUGAUAGCUUCCUGUACAUCGCCAUCCUACACUUCACACGGGCUACUAAGUCUUGGGUGUUAAUCCGCUCAAAAGGGCUUGCUUUCUCAUGACGUACUUUAAGCCUGAUCUUGGGGAUAUUAGAACCGGAGCCAGCUCCAUCCAGCCCACACUGUAUCUCUGCCAUCAGCAAAGUCAGUUUGGAACCGGCAUAGUUGACCUGACCCAUCCACAGAGUCAGCCUCCACUCUUUCAACCUCAUUUGUGGAGAUGAGCAAGGGCUUUGGCCAACUCCAGGCACCCUUCUGCCUUAUCACUCAGUUUGCCUGAGUUGAAACGCAGGAAGGAAUUUCAGAUGCGAGUUUACACCGAAAAUAGACACAAAAUCCUGGAGUAACUCAGCAGGACAGGCAGCACCUCUGAUGAAAAGGAAUAGGUGACGGAAGAUGUCAGAGAGGGAUUAAAUCACCAGUUCACCUUUAGGCCUUGGCAAUGUAUGACUUAAUAGUUUCUAACUCCUAUUGUCCCAUUAGGAGUGAGUUAUUGCACAGAAGUCACUGACAGAUUGAAAUUACAUCACAAUAAGCCUUUGGGAUAUAAUGUUAUAGCUUCAAAAUUCACUGAAAAAAGUAACGUCAAGUAUUUUUAAUGUUGCAGUCUUUUUAAAAAUGUCUUAAUUAUCUUCUAUUUGUGGAUUGUGUUUUUACAGUAAAAUUUGAGUUGUAUAUUAAAGUAGAUAUUGAAAUGGUUGAAACAUAAGUGAGCUUUUGAGGGAAUGCCUCUUUUGAUUGCAAUGGUACUUAAGUUUGAGUUAGAGGCACAGAACUGUUCAGCGCUGAAGCAGGCCUUUCAGCCCACCUUGUCCAUGUCGACCAAGUAGGCACAUUGGGCUAGUCCCAUUCGUCCACAUUUGGCCCGUAGCCCUCUAAACCCUCCCUACCCCCUUAUUUGUCCAAAUGUCUUUUAAGGCUCAUAAUAGUAUCUGCUAAAGAAAUUAAACCUAUAUGUGAUAUGCUACCACAAUAGUGAAGUUGCUGAACUCCACUUAGAGUUAUGUUCCGUUAAUCUGGGGAGAUGAGAAGAAAGCAAAUACCUGGGGGAAUUCAAAGGGGGGGCAAGGUGAGUUCCUCCAGCAGUUUUUUGCUAAAGAUUCCAGUAAGUGCAGUCUCUUGUAUCUCCUGGGAGACGCGUUUGAAUCUCACCAUGGAAUGUGAUUUAAAAUAAUUAAAUAAAGCUAGAAUUGAAAAUAUAUAAUUUUUGUUGUAAUCACAAGGCCUGGAUGGAAUGGAUGUGGAGAAGAUGUUUCUACCAGUGGGAGAGUCUAGGACCAGAGACCAGAGCCUCAGAAUUAAAGGACAGACAUUUAGAUAGGAGAUGAGAGGAGGAAUUUCUUUAGUCAGAGGGCGGUGAAUCUGUGCAAUUAAUUGCCACGGACCACUGUGGUGGCCAAGUCAACGGAUAUUUUUAAGGUGAAGAUUGACAGAUUCUUGAUUAGUGUCAGAGUUAUGUGGAGAAGGCGGGUGAAUGGGAAUGCGAGGGAAAGAUAGGUCAGCCAUGAUUAAAUGGUGGAAUGGACUUGAUGGACAGAAUGGAAUAAUUCUACUCCUAUGACUUCUAGUGAACUCACCAUGCCCUCUAACUCUCCCGUUCUAAUGAAGGGUCACCAACCUGAAACAUUAAUUGUUUUGACGAUGGCCUAAUCAGUCAGCCGUGAUUGAAUGGCGGAGUGGAGCUGAUGGGCUGAAUGGCCUAAUUCUGCUCCGAGAACGUUUGCACUUAUGCAAGUGUAAAUUUACUGAAUUGUUGAAAGCACUCACCUGGUUCACUCAUACCCUUCCGGGAGAGAAAUCGCAUCUUUACCUGGUCUGGUCUACCCUCAAUACAGAACCACCAACAUGGCGGAUUCUAUAAAAUUUGACAUCUGCCUGCUCAUUUCUGGGCAAUUUGAGGCAGGGGAUAAAUCCUAGCAUUCAAAGCAACAUCCGCAACUCAAUUAUGAAUAAAUGAAAGAGGCCCUGUUUAUUUUAGAUGAGGAGAAUGAUUGUUAACCUAGAUUGCUGCUACAUCCACAGGAGGUUGAAUCUAACACAUCACACAGAACGUAAGGACAGAGACCACUCCCUUAACCGGUGCCUUCGGGGAUAGAUUUGAGUGAGAGAGUUAUAAAUGAGUGUUGUUAUAACUGUCCUGAUUUAUAUUUCCAUUGAUUUAAUGAUUGUAUAAUUGCACCUACAAUGUUAGCAAUAAGUGCUAAUAAAUACAUGAUGAUUUGUUGAACAGCUGCAUUUUCUCAUUCUUAUUUUAAACUACCUUUCAUUGCCAGCAGAGGGCGCUCACAACUUAGUAUAUCAAAGUGAUGUGUAUCAAAGGCAAACUUUACAGUACAGGCAGCUCGCAUGAGUAUAUUCCAAUACACACACAUACAUACAGCUUGUAGAGCUGCCACUUCAUAGUGCCAGGGAUCCUGGUUCAAUCCUGACCUCGGAUGUUGUCUGUGUGGAGUUUGCACGUCUCCCUGUGGCCGUGUGGCUUUCCUCCCAGUACCCCGGUUUCCUUCCUCAUCUCAAAGACAUGUAUCUUUGGGUUAAUUGGCCUCUGUAAAUGGACCUUAGUGUGAAUGGGGUGUAUGCGAAAGUGGGAUAACAUAGAACCAGUGUGAAUGGGUCAUCGAUGGUCAGCAUGGACUCAGUGGGCUGAAGGGCCUGUUUCCAUGCUGUAUCUCUAAACCCUAAACAUGUUUUAAUUAUCACAGUGAGUCAUAGAGGGAACUGGGUGGAAUGGUGUUAGUUAAAUUGGCCAGCCAGUGAACUGAGGAUGGUUUCCGAACCAAUAUUGCUGCCGCUGGAAAACCAAAAGCUGAAAACACUGCAGGUCAGGCAGCAUCUGCGGAAAGGAAAAGAGUUGACGUUUCAGGGUGGUUCUUACCAUGUCAAUAGGACAUCAAUGUGAAAUAUUAAUUUUGCUUCUGUCUCUAUUGAUGGUACCUGACCUGCUGACUAAUGCCAACAUUGUCUAUUUACAUUUACCACAGACAACCAGUACUUUUUAUAUUGUGUCAGUGUGAGUGAAGAGGGUUUAAAUGGAGACCAAAUAAAACAGAAUGUAGAACAAUUCAACACAUGAACAGCCCCUUGGGCCUACAAUGUCCAAGCAAAACAUGAUGCCAAGUUAAACUAAUCUCAUCUGCCUGUAUGUGAUUUUCCAUUCUCUGCGUAUCUUUGUCCCUAUCCAAUAUCCUAUUGUAUCUGCCUCCACCACUAACCCUGGUAGCUCCUUCUAAGCACCCACUACUCUCUGUGUAAAAAAAAACUUUCUCUGCAUAGUUCCUUUAAAUGUUGCCCCUCUCAUCUUAAAGCUAAUGCCCUCUGGUCUUUGACAUUUCCACCCUGGGAAAAAGGUUCAGACUGUCUAUGCCUCUUAUAAAUGUUUAUACUUCCAUCCUCUCUCCCCAUGCUGAAAUGUCUGACAAGAUGUAAAAUAAAUAAUUAGAAGUUAUGAUAAUCAAUAGUCAUUUUUUUGCAAACAACAGGGCUCUCACUGCUAAUACGAAGCUAUUUUAUAAUACAGUACAAAGCAAUGAUCAUGUUCAUGAUGGAAUUUCUGCGGUGGGAAGUUGGCUUUAUUUUCAUGCUUUCAGUAUCUAUUUUAUCAUUCAAUUACCAUUUUAUACAUAACAUUUGAAAUAUAUGAACUAACACCACCAGUGAUGCAGCAGAAGAUUUGCUGCCUUUGAGCACCAGGGACUCAGGUUGGAUCCUGACUGCAGAUGCUGUCUGUACAGAGUUUGUACAUUCUCCCUGUGACCGAAUGGGUUUUCUCCGGGUGUUCUAGUUUUCUCCCACAUCCCAUAGACAUGUAGGUUUGUAGGAAAUUGACUUCUGUAAAAUAAAUUGUCCCGGGUGUGUAGGAUAGAAUAUGGGUGAUCGCUAGUCGGUGCGGACUCAGUGGGCCAAAGGGCUUGUUUCCACACUGUAUCUCUAAGCUAAACAAGAGUACAAUCGGCAAUAAGAGAGAACUUCCCCCUCCCCCCGCGGUCGGUUAAAAUAAGGGUUUUCUAUAGUACAAUUUGAACAUGUUAAAAAUAUUCUUUUCCUUUCUCUUUGGACCUUCCUUCACAACAAAAGCCUUAAAGAUAGAGGAGACAGGGGAUAUGGGGAGAAGGCAGGAACGGGGUACUGAUUGGGGAUGAUCAGCCAUGAUCACAUUGAAUGGCGGUGCUAGCUCGAAGGACCGAAUGGCCUACUCCUGCACCUAUUGUCUAUUGUCAAGUUCGAGAAAGUCACUCAUUUCUACCUCUUCUCUUGUCUUUUUAAAAAAUAUACCGUAAUUCAAAGUUUGUAGGCAUUUGUAGCAAGCCCCAUUAUUGGCCUUGGAAAGAUGUGGCGGUGAGCUUCUUUCUUGUGGUCAUAAAUUAGUGGCUUUCAGUACAGUUGCAGAGAUGAGUCUAAAGACAACUCGAUGUAGGACAAGGGAGACAAAUCUGGCAGAUUCCCUUUCCAAAGGACAUUACUGUGUAACAAUUAGCAGAUUCCCACUAACCUUACUGUGGCUUU